Molecule: messenger RNA, 6879 nt
Organism: Symbiodinium sp. CCMP2592
Lineage: Eukaryota; Dinophyceae; Suessiales; Symbiodiniaceae
Source: the annotation of a GenBank genome assembly
AUGAGUGGCACAGGACUCGGAUGGCCCGCUUUAGUGCCACCAUACCGCAACCGCCUUGAAGAGUGGUUUAGCACGCCUGAGAAAUUGCAUGCCUCAUUCGACACGAGGGAAGAGCUUGUAUCAUUGCUUAGGGCUUGCGAUAACACGCUUCUUGAAAGUAGCCUGCAGUUGAUUGCGGAUGCACUUCUUGAAUGGCAUGCAGACAAUGCUCGCACAGUUGCGAGUGGGCGCAGGGAAUCAAGGAGGCGCUUGACAGAGUGCUUGCCCAGUGUCCCGGGAACUGGCCUUAGCUUGCAUGAGCAUUACAAUCAGAUUGCACUUCAGAGUCCACUUGCGUUGCUUCCGGUUCUUCGCAAGCGGAAGUUAGCUACUGAUAGGGUCGUAGAUCGCGGUGCCAGGGCCACUGAGGAGAUACGGCUUCGGCAGGAGUAUGCAUUGCGUCUUGCAGCCAUCAUGCAGGAGGCGCAACUGCCGGUGUGCAAGGUGCUUGCAGGGGUCAGCAAUGCCGAGGAAGCCUGGCCACGGCUGUUCGGGACCCGUCGAUCCAAGACAUUGAGAAAUCGCUUUAGAGCUUGGGACAAGUUUCGGGAAUGGUUGCUUUAUAGCCGUGGCAGGAGCUAUCCGGAAGGGGUAGCUGAUGUGCUAGAUUAUGCCAAUGAACGAUUCCAGGAAGGAUGUGGAAAGACAGUUCUCGAAAGCCUGCAAGCCUCUCUCAGUGUAAUUGAAGGUGUAGGGCGCGUGCCGUCUACGCAGCAGAUAUCUCAGGAUCCCACAUGGCAGGCGCAGCUCAAAAGUUACACAGCCGAUUUGGUUUCGGCGGCACCGCCGGAGCAGCCAGCCAGCAUGCUCACUGUUGCUAUCGUUCUUGCAUGUGAGAUCUUCGUUUGCACGCCCGGGGAGCCUAGUUACUUGAGAGCAUUGGGCUUUGUCUGCUUAUUGAUGGUUUGGGGAUCGCUUCGGGCUGAUGAUGUUCAGGGGCUCUUGCCGCAGACCAUGCUUCUGGACGAGCGAGGGCUUAGCAUUGAUCUCGCGCGGUCCAAGACUACAGGGCCCGACAAAAGGACCCACACCGUCAAGGUCUUCGUGGAACGGAGUAUCUCUCUGACAGGGCAUGAUUGGCUGAAGGUCGGAUAUGCACUUUGGAAGGAUUUCGAUUUUGAGAGGGAUUAUCUGGUUUUGAAGGCCAAUGAAGGUUUCACGGAACCCCUGGAGAAGUCGGUGCCUUCCUCCACGGUGGCCCUUUACUUCCGCAAAGUUCUCAGUGAGUUGAAAACGCCCAAGCGUGAGGGGCGCACAUGGAAGGCCAAUGAUCAGCGUCCGCUGCUCCCGGGAUACACUUCCAGUCAUUUUACGGGACAUUCUGCGAGGAACUUCCUUAGCUCGGUCGGAGCGGCCAUCGAUGUCGACCCCAGGGAGCUUGAUUAUCUGGGUCGCUGGAAGGUAGGUGGCGAAGGUUCUGCAACCUACAUUCGCACUUCUAGGCAGGUUGUGCAUCGUCUCCAGAGUCACAUUGCUUGUUCCCUUGUCACCGGACAGCCAAAGCACUACAUCGAGGUGGAUUCCAUCAAGGCUUUGACGGACUAUGCAGCUAAGGCGGGGGAGAGCGAGUCUCAGGUUCGUCGCCGUCACACCCUCCUCGAGGGAUCCAAAGGCUUGGGCGGGUCGUGGCCAACUCUGGCAUUGGAAGUGGGUGUUGCGGCACCACCUUCUCCAGUCGAGCAGGUUUCGAUGCCAGGCAGCCGGGGGGAUUACUUCAUCGUUACCUCUCGCACCACAGGCCUGAGGCGUCUGCACAUGUUGGGCUGCUAUGUCAAGCCUGAGAAUUGUUAUGAUGUGAAAUUUGUCAGUCAUGUCGGCGCGGAGGACGUCGAUAACAUUUGCAAAGAUUGCAAAGCAAGAAUGAAGGCUCAGGCCGGAGAGGAGGAAUCAGACCCCUCCAGCAGUGACAGUGGGAGCGAGUCGAUGCGAUUCCAGGCAAUCGCCGAUUCCCGGCCGGAAGCUCGGGCUGCUGGGAAGGCGGACUUUGGUCUUGAUGAUGGGGCUGCUGAUGGGCGACAACAAAUCGCGGGGGUCGUCGCUGCAUGGGAACUUGCACGCGACGUAAUCAGCAAAGAGACGGAAACACGAGCAGAGGCGAAAGUGUUAGGCCAGCCGCGAAUCUUGCAAGUCACAGAGAGGCAAGCAAUGCUCAAGGCGGUAGCGGCCGUUCACGGGCAGCUGGGAGAGUCGGAGACUCCAUCGUCUGAGUACCUCGCUCUCAAGUGCGAGGAGUGCGAAGCCAAUGAGCCUCAGGCUUCAACCUUGGAUGCCAUAACUUCGAAGAAGAACACGCUCACCACGAGCAUCCAGUCCAGCCUUGAUCUUAAGCUGUCUGACUUCGACCACUUCGUGAACUACAUCCUUGGCGAAAAGGAGACCUACUUCACGACGCCGCUCGCCUUGUCCAUCAUUGAGCGACCACGCAAGUGGCACAAAGGCAAGGGCAAGGAUCACAUCGCCUACCAGCCUCAGCUGUACAGUCCGAGCGGGCUUCGUGUGCUCUACAUUUUCGCGGGGCCCCAUCGCAAAGGUGAUGUGGGCUCUUACCUUCAGUCAUUGGGCAAUGUCACUAAUCUUCUUCAGUUCGAUCUUCAGCGCUCCACGGAGCAUGACUUGACUAAGGAAGGCUUGUGGCAGCACAUCUUUCAAUUGCUUGGCGAAGGGGAUUGGAGCCUCAUUGUGGAGCAGGCUAAUUAUUUUCUUGAUCAGACCGUGACGGCAUGUCAACUUGCAUGGCAGUAUGUCCUGGAGCACCCGGAGGAUCUCGGCGCAACGCCGGAUCACGAGUUACCGGCUUCCAUCUGGCAGCUACCAGCUCUGCGUGAGCUCCAGGUUUCCACUCAGGCCAUCACUUUUGCUUUCUUUCAAUGCAGCUUUGAGGCUCCCACUUCCAAACCCACACGCCUUCUCACUAAUCUACGGGCCUUUGUCGAGCAGCCUCCGCCUUUUGCUUCAUGGCCACGCUUCGACUCCAGUGAUCGCUACGUGGGGCCGUUGCCGCCACGCUGCCCGCACGGGAAACAUGACAAAGUACUUGCAGGCCGAGAAGGCUCCCGCUGGGCGACCGAGUCAUCAGCAGCCUAUCCUCCUCUGUUGUGUGAGUGGCUUGCGCAUGCUGUGCUUGCUUCCGCUUCGCAGGGGGGACUUGGGUCAGCGCCGCACAGCUCCGUUCCAGGAGUUCGCACGCAUCGUUUCUUCAUCGAGAGCCCCGACUCGGGCUUGUACCGGAAGGGUGGAGGCCUGAUCGGGCUCAGGUCCGCGUGCAAAGGCUUCCCGGCUUCCACAGAAGCUUUGGCAUCCUUCGUGCGUAGCAACAUGCCCGGGCACCCCUUUACCACGAUUAGCCUUUACCUUAACACUGGCACCAAGCCCCACAAAGACUCCAGGAACGCACCUUUGCCCAAUGGGAUAAUAGGGGUUACUGACUUCGUAGGAGGAGAGAUCUGGGUCGAGGCCCAGGAUGGGGAGUCUGUUCAGAUUGUUGACGGUAAGCGCUUAAGUGGUCACCUUCUUCCGAUCAGUGAGACACCCACCUACAUACAUGCCUACCGCGAUCUUCACCUCACAAUGCCCUGGAAAGGUAAGAGAUUAGUCAUCAUAGCUUUCAGUGUAUCGGAGCAUACUCAGGCAUGCGAUGAGGAUCUCGCGUUUCUUCGCGGGCAUGGUUUCGUCCUUCCGGGCGAAGAGCACAGUGUUGAUCUUGAGGCGGUCCAGUCAGAUGAUUCGGAGGUGCUGGAGGGGGGUGAGGUCGAAAGGCCGGAGCCCUUCAAGCAUCAGGAGUGCCACAACAUCGGGCUGCCUUUGAACCUCGAGUGGGAUGGCAAAACUCAGCCGAUCACGGAUGGCUUUGGACUCUGCUCACCCACUAGAUGGCCUCCGGAAGCCAGGGGGGGCCUGCUGCCCAAGCAGGCUUUGGAGUUCGCCACUGCCAUGCAUCAAGUGCUUCGAGACUUUGUAGCGGACGUUGUGCCUGAUAUCAAGCGCACGGCGAUGGAGCUUGCGCUAGGCCGCCUUAAGGAAUCGCCUUUCACUCCCGAGAUGUUAGGGGUCCUUAGGAAGGAUUGGUUUAGUUGCAUAGAGGUUGCUUCGGGAGGCAAGUGUACGGAUCUUGAUGUGGUGCCGAGUGGCCAGCCAUUCUUCUUGCAUGCUGUGUCUGCGACGGCUCGGCUGUUGCAGGACCCAGAUUGGAAAGCCGUUUCUUGCCAGGAGGACUCCUAUGUCAGCGGGGUCGCGAUCGGUUAUGACUGCCCCGUCGCCGCAGCAAGAUCGGUCAAAAGAGAAGGCGUGGCCUUCCGCACUGAUGCAAAGUGCGCGGACGGGUACGUGGUCCUUGGGGGUUGGGAUUGCGCAGGCACAACUCAGGAGUCCAGAUGGUUCUCACUUCGACUUACUCCCUCAGAGGCCCCUUACCUCUUCGACUCAGAAGGUCACAGUCAGUGGGCUUCGGCAUCGGCUGAAUUGCUGGCCACGCUGGCUGCCCUGCACAUCUUCGGUCACCUUGAAGCCGGGCCAACUAGGCGUUUGAUGAAGGUUGAGGUUCUAGCUCAGACGGAUAAUAAGUCUAACGAGGGCUUGACUCGCAAGGGUUCUACAACGCGCUGGCCCUUGCUCAUGGUUAACAUGCAGCUCACCCAUGUUCUCAUGAAGGCCGGCUUGCGGUUGAACUUGGGAUGGCGUCCACGGGACGAAAAUCAGGAGGCCGAUGAUUUAACCAACGAAAUCUUCGACCGUUUCUCUGAGGAGUUGCGGGUCCCAGUGCAGUACUCCGAAUUGCCGCUUUCCUUUCUUCACACUCUUUACGAAGCCAGGCGUGCACAGCUGAGCAGCCGUGAAGUGGAUUCCAUCCGCGACACGGCCAGGGAAACCCCAGCAGAGGGGAGAGCCGAGCAGCUGCAUCUUGGGGAAGACGGCAAGAUCUACAACUCCCGGGGCGAGGUGGUGGAGCUGGAGAGCAUGGGGAGCAUCGAGAUAGAGUGUUGCGUUUGCAUUGCAGUUGAGCUUGGUGAGCAUGCAUGUGCUGGUGGCUUGGAUGAGCAUGAGUUGCAGCAUGGUGAGUUGCUUGAGCAUGUUGGCCAGGAAAGCUGCGGUAAGCUAGAGCGAGAACAUGUUCUUAGAUCGCAUGUGCCGUACAAUGAUCGGCCCCGGGACUCAGGGAUGAGAGAGGUGCAAAUAGAUAAGUUUUUCUAUAAGGGCCUCGCAUUCCUGGUGUUGGUUUUGGUUGGUGCUUUUGCCCUCGGUGUGGUUCCGUACCGUGAGGUGAGCGGAUCCCGAGGCCCAGCAGCCAAGGAAGCCAUGUUGAAUGACAUGUCGGCAUGGAGUCGUAGCGUUGGCUUGGUUGGUGUUGCUCCCAGUGAGUUGACGGUGAGUGUGAAGUCGGACAUUGAGGGUGUUGUGAAGAACCUUGCACAGAGUUUUGCUGAUGGUUUGACCGCCGGUGCCAUCGAGGUUGUGGAUGCCCCUGUUGGUCGGCAUGCUGUUGUUGCAGAGCGUGCGGUGAGGACCAUCAAGGAAGGUGCAAACACACUUUGUGCUGGGUUGGAACAGGUCGGCUUGGAGCCCUGCGGGAAGGGUGUUACGUAUCUUUUGAUGCACGUUGCCCAGGUCUAUAACCGGUACCAGGUGCAUCCUGGAUCGGCGCUGUCCCCAGAACAGCGUUGCUUGAAGACCACCCGAGGACCGCAUGCCGCUUAUGUUUGGGGUGCCGCUGUGCUUGCCACUCCUCCUCCCUCUUUGCGUGACAAGAUCACCGGCCGUUACGGCCACGCCGCCUACCUUGGACCAGAAGUCGGAAGUGGAAGCCACAUUGUGCAGUUUAGGCUGCGGGAUGGCACCUUGAAGAUUGCGAGAAGUGCAAGAAUCCGGAUGUUGGUUCCUCUUACCUUUGAGGUGUCGAGCUUGAAAGGUGUUUGUCGCAUGUUGCCAGGAAGGAGAGAUGAUGCCCAGAAGAAGCUCCCCGAGAGCACUGGCGAAAAUGUGCACGACCUCCCUUUACCGAACACCGCGACCCGAGGACCACCACCAAAUUGGAUUGAAGAAAACGGAAGAACCCCAAGGUGUCGAGCUUGCCGGCUGCGCGGUUUUCCAGCGGAUAAGGCAUGGCACACCCAGAGAUGCCGUGAUCGAUACGCUGAGUUUGUGCGGAACUCCUUCGAUCCCAGCCGGGCGAUCCUCGGUCAAGCCCCAAUUGAAGAAGAGCCGACUGGGCUUGAUGAUUUGGGUGCUGGAUUUGAUGUUGAUCUUGGGCUUGAUGUGCCGGAUGAUCUUGAUCCUUUCUCGAAUUUUCCAUUGGACGAGGAUUUGGCUGAGUAUGAGCCCAGCCUGCCUGGAGUUGAGAAUGACAUAGAAGUUGGAGAAGAACUCGAGCAGAUCGAGGCCCCGAGCCCGGGCGAGCUUGAUUUCAUGCAAGUGGAGCCGGAACCUCUUGAAGCACUCCCAGAAGAAGAGCGGGAGGCUAUGGUGUCUAGCGUGAUGUAUCGCGAGUCCAUCUCCUUUGCUGGUGCGUCGGUUUGCUUUGCAGGGGCCGCCACCACCAAGGUUGUUACUCCUCAGGUUGUUGAGCUUGGGGGGGAGAAGCUGCUUGUUGAAGUGUCAGCUUCUGCAAAGGAUGAUUUGGCCGUAGUUUUCGCUGCAUGGUUUUCCGAUUGGCUCUUUGCUGCGCUCUUUUCUUGGCAAUUUCCUGCGAGAUUUGCUUUUGCUUUUCUGGAGAAUGCCGCCUGGAAGGCGUAUUCGGGUCCGAGCAAAACGGAGGCGUCGGAGAGAGAGGAGACGAACGAGCAGCUCGAGCAGCUCACACACCAUUCGAAGCUCGUCGAUCGAUUUUCCUCGGCGAUAUUUUCUUAG